Molecule: messenger RNA, 661 nt
Organism: Cucurbita pepo subsp. pepo (vegetable marrow)
Lineage: Eukaryota; Viridiplantae; Streptophyta; Magnoliopsida; Cucurbitales; Cucurbitaceae
Source: RefSeq, a predicted model, not a curated record
AUGUCCGGCAAGCAACAAACCCCCUCGAACGCCGUCACCUACCACCGCCCAGGCCACCACCACCACAACCGCUGCGGCUCCGGCUGCGGCUGCUUCACCACCUUUCUCAAGGUCCUCAUCACCAUCAUCAUCGUAAUUGGUCUCGCCGUAUUGAUUUUAUGGCUCAUAUUCCGUCCCAACAAAGUCAAAUUCCACGUCACCGACGCUAAACUCACCCAAUUCAACCUCACCGACAAUCAGCUUCAUUUCAACUUGGCUCUCAACAUCACCGCCAGAAACCCCAACAAGCGAAUCGGAGUGUACUACGACACCAUCGAAGCUGCCGCUGUUUACAAAGACCAACGGCUGCAGACCAAGUGGCUGCCGCCGUUCUACCAAGGCCACAAGACCACCGCCGUCCUCAGCCCCGAAUUCUCCGGCCAGCAGCUCCUCCUCCUUUCCGGCCAGGGGCUGGCACAAUUCAACUCCGAGAAACUCGCCGGCGUUUACGAUAUCGACGUCGAGCUUAAUCUUCGUAUCAGGUUGAAAUUCGGCGCCGUAAGGAUCGGGAAAUUUAAGCCGAAGGUGAAUUGUGAGGUAAAAGUUACGUUGAGUUCCGAUGGAAGCUCAGCUCCGUCGUUGUUUCAGUCCACCGGCUGUGAUAUUGAUUAUUGGUAAUUGG